Octodon degus (degu) is the source of this 323-nucleotide messenger RNA. RefSeq names its product small integral membrane protein 10-like protein 2A. Lineage: Eukaryota; Metazoa; Chordata; Mammalia; Rodentia; Octodontidae. Bases 72 to 278 code for a protein of 68 amino acids. The record is from RefSeq and is a predicted model, not a curated record. The transcript has a single exon.
UGCCCUGGGAGGCUGCGGAGGCUGCAGGGGCCUUCGGCUUCGGACGCUGGGCGGGCGCUGACGGCUGCUCCAUGGCCCCCGCCGCCGCUCCGUCCUCCCUGGCCGUCAGGGCCUCAAGCCCAGCAGCCGCCCCCUCCUCGUACGGGGUCUUUUGCAAAGGACUCUCCCGCACCCUCCUCGCCUUCUUCGAGCUGGCCUGGCAGCUGCGCAUCAACUUCCCCUAUUUCUACGUCGCAGGCUCCGUGAUCCUGAACAUCCGCUUACAGGUACACAUAUAAAGCCGCGAGCAAGCUGAGGGGCUCCGGAGGCCACCAGGAUGGCGG